GCAACUUCCGUCCGCUACACGCAAAACAGGCCACUUUAGAACUACAAUUCCCAUAAUGCACCCGAAUGCUUGUCCACCACGGGAUUUCUAGGAUUCAAUGCGGAUUGCAGUCGCAUCUACAUCAAGCUAUUUAGCGGUUCACAGCACUGGAAACUUCAAAUCGUCAGUCCAGAGAGGGAAAAGUUCACUAGCACAAGAAACAAACAUUUUUCUCAAAAUUGAGAAUGACAGAUCGAGCAAACAACUUCCCCCCUCUGCCAAAGUUUUUUCGCAUAAAGCCAUGUUUUUACCAGAACGUGGCUGAGGAAAUUCCACAACCCCACCAGCAGCUUGUGCGUCGUGUUUACAAUCUUUGGAUGUUGUACUGUAUCACACUGUGUGUCAAUGUGGUGGCCUGCAUUGCUUGGUGGGCCGGUGGGGGUGGAGCGAUCAACUUUGGGUUUGCGCUCCUCUGGCUGCUGCUUUUCAGCCCAUGUAGCUACACCUGCUGGUUCAGGCCACUCUAUAAAGCAUUUCGGGCUGAUAGUUCCUUCAACUUCAUGGCAUUCUUCUUCAUUUUCUUUUUGCAAUGUGUUCUUGCCUUCAUCCAGAGUCUUGGAAUAUCAGGUUGGGGUGCUUGUGGUUGGAUUGCCACAGUGAUGUUUUUCGGCACAAAUGUAGUCUCGGCUAUAUUCAUGCUCAUCUGUACUCUGCUCUUUACCAUAGAUACAGUUCUAAUGGUGUUCAUUCUUAUCAAGGUUCAUCGACUGUAUCGCGGUGGAGGAGGCAGUUUUCAGCAGGCUCAGGAAGAAUGGAGCACUGGGGUGUGGAAAAGCGCCCCUGUGAGGCAAGCUGGAUUCAAUGCCAUCUCUGAAACCGGCCCCAGCCUGCCCCAGUAUCCAGCCGCAGUGCCCAGUUACCCAGAGAGCGGGCCCUGGUGAUACCUCUUCUGAACUACAGAUGGGGCCAGAGCACAAAUGCUUGUCUUAACAUUAAAGGGCACAUUGAAGUGGGACCCCAAGAAAACACUUCGGCCAGAUCACAAACUUGUGAAUAUUUCCAUUGUUUUUGAACAAUGUAGCAAAAAGAUCUUAUGUUAAAUCACUCCUUAAAGAAUGAGCAUAAACCUAAUUAUUUUUUAUUUUUUUUUGCCUUAAAAUAAUCAAUUUUAUGUGAAUGAGGAUCUAAAAUGUGUCAAACCACUUUCCUGGGUGCAAAUUCUGCUAAAACGCUAAUAACCAAGCCAAAUCAGCAAACAGCUCCUUUAAAAACUCUCUCAACACAUACUACUCUCAAACAGAUGGCAAAAUGGUGGACCGUAAACAGCAAAAAAAUUACGCUUUACAUUUACGAAUUCAUCUCAUUUCAUCUUAGCCUUGAUUUUUCUUAGCAUUGUUUGAGAAAGAAAUCAAAAUAUUUGCAUAUCAAAUCACUGAACUGUGUAGAAUACAAAUGCAGAUUGCAUCACGUACAAUCACAUUAGUGUUUCAGGGAAAGUGAAUUUUAAAAGAGUAAAAAGCAUGUCAGAAUUUCUUUUCUCAAACAUGGCAGCUUUUCUAUUUACUUCAUGAAAUUAGCUCUCACAUUUCCACAUCAAUUCACUUCAAACUUUGGUUAAUUAUUCCCUCACUUUUAAGACUCACAAGCAUGUCUUUGUAAAUAGUAUGAUUUGCAUGACACCUUUUGUAUAUUGCUACUAAGCAUUGCAGAUUUUAUAAGAUCUAUGACAGAGAAUGUUUCUUGCAAACAUAUUGUGCCUGCUUUCUUUUCUGUUCAAAGCUUUCCACAUCUUCUAAAUGAAGACUGCCUUAAUUGUUCAUGCAAAUGAAGCAUGUGUGAACCAAUAUCUUUCGAGUUUCCCUUAAGUGCUACAACUUAAUUGGUCGAUGUGGCUACAUCCUCUGCUAUUUUUAAUACUGGCUUCUGAGUAUGUAUUACUUUGCAAUUAUUUCUGGUUUUACUACAGUAAUCAUUGUGCUUCGUAUUGGAGCAUUGUGAUUACAAAUGCGUUGGGAAGGGGGCACUCAUUAUGAACAUGUGACUUAAUCUUUUUUACUUCUCAUUUAAAAUCUCCCUCUACCGAGCCAAAGGAGGCUGAGUUUAAAAUGUUCCAUGACUGGCCUUGUGUAGCCAAAGUAUUUAACAGUCCUGUAUCUAAACUGUGACCACAAUGGCUCUCUAACUAACUUUAUUUCAAUAAAAACAUUCCUUUUCAGACUGAAA
Carassius auratus (goldfish) is the source of this 2202-nucleotide messenger RNA. RefSeq names its product secretory carrier-associated membrane protein 4-like. Lineage: Eukaryota; Metazoa; Chordata; Actinopteri; Cypriniformes; Cyprinidae. Gene Ontology annotation, biological process: protein transport. Bases 225 to 920 code for a protein of 231 amino acids. The record is from RefSeq and is a predicted model, not a curated record. The transcript is spliced from 7 exons. Gene Ontology annotation, cellular component: recycling endosome membrane; trans-Golgi network membrane.